AUGCCUGAGCAACAUCACUGGAAUACUAAAAUAAUGGACGCCACGCCGAAUACAGUUUCACUGGUGGUUACGUCAAUAGUACUGAAAGGCAGUCUGUCUCAUGUUAUCUACACACCAGAGGGCAGCGAGCUAUUACUGAUUGGCGUACCUCAUAAAAAAUGUUCAUUAUUGGAAGCUCGUCAACUCAGCGCUGACAUUGUUCGUUGCUUAAAGUUCAAAUACCAAACUUUGUCAAGGUGUUUUGGGAACAAAGAGCAUAGACCUGCGCUGGAACGACUGUUCUCCAGUAUUUGGCUGCAAGUGAGUACCAGCGACAGUGUGACUUGUCCACAAUUCGAGCACAGAUUUCCAGCAGCGCACUACAUGCCUCUACCAAGGGAUGCUCAGAUUCAGAUUGACGACGCUCUCAGUGAAUUUGAAGCGAAUGACUUUGGCAGCUAUACAGAGGAUCAUCAUGGAUCCCAAAGACUAUACUCCAUCAUUGGAAGCUGCUUCUUUUACAAGGGAUACCUACUGGGCUCUCACUUACCUAGCCCCGACCUAGUGGAUGUUUCGGCAUUCUGCCGUCAGACAGCACUGCUGUCCCUCACCCGCCAGGAGUCGCUGCGAAGGGUGGUGAUGUGGAGACAGGUCUACCCCCUCUCUUGCAACCGGGGUCUGCAGACCGCCGUAAACACCCCACUGCCUAUCAUCUGCCCAAUGGACGAUGGUUUAUGCUCAUUGUCGGUCAGGGAAUAGUUUGCUGGUUACCAUUUUUGAAUCUGCUGGCUGUACUAUCAAAGCAGUUGGCAAUCCAGGUCCUGAUAUCGAUUAUGUACAGCAAGCCCAAGCCACUCUCAACAUAUACACAAGAGGAG
Nilaparvata lugens (brown planthopper) is the source of this 857-nucleotide messenger RNA. Its product is annotated as protein inturned-like. The coding region runs from base 1 to 738 and encodes 245 amino acids. The record is from RefSeq and is a predicted model, not a curated record. Gene Ontology annotation, biological process: vesicle-mediated transport; cilium assembly; establishment of planar polarity. NCBI's taxonomy places the organism in Eukaryota, Metazoa, Arthropoda, Insecta, Hemiptera, Delphacidae. The transcript has 9 exons. Gene Ontology annotation, cellular component: cilium; cytoplasm.